GAGCUCAGGAGAAUGCUGGGAUCAGUACUUUGGAACAUGGACAAAAACUGCCCACAACACCUACAGGAAAACUUGUUUCUAUAAAAAUCCAGAUGCUGGAUGAUACGCAAGAAACUUUUGAAAUUCCGCUUACUGAAAGUGCAUUUAUACAGAGAAAGAGAAGGAAAAUUAAAUAGAGGUCACUGUAGUUCUGUGGAAGACGUCCAGCAAAGAGCUCCAGGGAAGGUUUUACUGGAUGCGGUCUGCAAUCAUCUGAACCUGGUUGAAGGUGACUAUUUUGGCCUUGAGUUUCUCGAUCAUAAGAAGAUCACGGUGUGGCUGGAUCUUCUGAAACCUAUUGUGAAACAGAUCAGAAGACCUAAGCAUGUAAUUCUUAAAUUUGUGGUGAAAUUCUUCCCGCCUGAUCAUGCUCAGCUGCAAGAGGAGUUAACAAGGUACUUAUUUGCACUGCAAGUGAAGCAGGAUUUAGCACAAGGAAGACUAACCUGUAAUGAUACCAGUGCUGCUCUCUUAAUCUCACACAUUGUGCAGUCUGAGAUAGGGGAUUUUGAUGAAACCAUUGAUCGUGAACACUUAGCAAAGAACAAGUAUAUACCUCAGCAAGAAGCAUUAGAAGACAAAAUCAUGGAAUUUCAUCGUAAUCAUAUUGGACAAACACCAGCAGAAUCCGAUUUUCAGCUACUUGAAAUUGCCCGUCGUUUGGAAAUGUAUGGAAUCCGGUUGCAUCCAGCCAAGGACAGAGAAGGAACUAAGAUCAACUUAGCAGUUGCACAUACAGGCAUUCUGGUGUUUCAGGGUCACACCAAGAUCAAUGCCUUUAACUGGGCUAAAGUUCGAAAACUGAGCUUUAAGAGGAAGCGUUUUCUUAUAAAGUUACGGCCAGAUGUAAACAGUAACUUCCAGGACACGUUAGAAUUCUUAAUGGCCAGCCGGGAUUUUUGCAAGGCCUUUUGGAAGAUCUGUGUAGAACAUCAUGCCUUCUUCAGACUCUUUGAGGAACCAAAACCAAAGCCUAAACCUGUUCUCUUUACUAGAGGAUCAUCCUUUAGGUUCAGUGGCCGAACUCAAAAGCAGGUUCUUGACUAUGUUAAAGAAGGAGGACACAAAAAAGUACAGUUUGAAAGGAAACACAGCAAGAUUCACUCUGUUAGAAGCCUGACUGCAAAGCCUUCAGAACAGCAAUCAGAGGUGCCAAAAGAAAGCAGCAGUUUUACAUACGGAGAUGGUGCUGAUUCCCCAGUGGUGCAAAGCUGUCGACAAGGGAAGGAGUUAAAAGUGGAAGAUGGUGGACAACUCACAGCCCCUUCCCUGAACAAGAGCCCCAAGGAAGCCAGGAGGCUGGAUGGUGCUGCAAUGGCAGCAAUGGAGGAGGAAGAGGAGGUUGCCCAGGACAGAGCACAGCACAGUAGAUCUCAGGCACAGCAGCCGAGCACAGCAGGCUCACUUGCUGGUAGCCCUCACCUUUCUGAGCUGUCAAUCAAUUCCCAAAGUGGACCAGCCAUGGCAAACGCAACUUUAUCUCCUAAUUUGAGCCCUGAUAACAGGCAGGCAUCUCCGUUGGUCAGCCCUCUGCUGAAUGACCAAACCGGUGUCCGGACAGAUGAUGAAGAAGAGGUCAGGAGAAAGAGAUUUCCAGCCGACAAAGCAUACUUCAUUGCUAAGGAGGUUUCCACUACAGAACGAACUUAUCUGAAAGACCUUGAAGUCAUCACAUCGUGGUUUCACGGCGCAGUGAGUAAAGAGGACUGCAUGCCAGAAGCACUGAAGAAUCUCAUCUUUUCCAACUUUGAACCUUUGCACAAAUUUCACACCAACUUUCUAAAGGAAAUAGAGCAGCGCCUAGCCCUGUGGGAAGGCCGUUCUAAUGCCCACUUGAAAGGAGAUUACCAAAGAAUUGGAGAUGUUAUGCUGAAGAACAUUCAGAGUAUGAAGCAACUGACAGUUCAUUUGUGGAAGCACAGUGAGAUCCUGGUUGAGUUGGAGAAUGGGAUCAAGAGCUCUCGAAAGCUAGAGACAUUAUGCAGAGACUUUGAGAUGCAGAAAGUCUGUUAUCUACCCCUCAACGCCUUCUUUCUCAAGCCUUUGCACAGGCUUAUGCACUACAAGCAGAUAAUGGAGAGGCUCUGUAAACAUUAUCCACCAAAUCAUGUGGACUUCAGGGACUCCAGAGCUGCUCUGGCAGAGAUUUCAGAAAUGGUGGCUCAGCUUCAUAGCAGUAUGCUGAAAAUGGAAAACUUCCAGAAAUUGCAUGAACUGAAAAAAGAUUUGAUAGGUAUUGACAAUCUGGUGAUUCCAGGAAGGGAAUUUAUUAGGCUGGGUAGCCUCAGUAAGUUGUCUGGAAAAGGCUUACAGCAGCGGAUGUUUUUCCUGUUCAAUGAUGUCUUGCUAUACACAAGCAGGGGUCUAACGGCAUCCAAUCAAUUUAAAGUCCAUGGGCAGCUCCCACUCUAUGGUAUGAUGAUAGAGGAAAGUGAAGAGGAAUGGGGGGUUCCUCACUGCUUCACACUGAGAGGUCAACACCAGACCAUUGUCGUUGCUGCAAGUAGUCGCACUGAAAUGGACAAGUGGACUGAGGACAUACAGAUGGUAAUUGACUUGGCAGAGAAUUGCAAUGGCCCUGCUCCAGAAUUCCUGGGCAGUAGCCCACCGGAUACUAAGUCCCCUGAUGAACCUACUGCAGACCAGGAAUCAGAAGACGAUCUCAAUGCGUCCCGCACCUCACUUGAACGGCAGACUCCUCACCGUGGCAACACUACAGUGCAUGUCUGCUGGCACAGAAAUACCAGUGUUUCCAUGGUCGACUUUAGUAUUGCUGUGGAGAACCAGCUAUCUGGGAACCUUUUGAGAAAGUUCAAAAACAGCAACGGAUGGCAGAAGCUCUGGGUCGUGUUCACCAACUUCUGCAUGUUUUUCUACAAAUCCCACCAGGACAAUCAUCCUUUAGCAAGCCUUCCUCUGUUGGGUUAUUCUCUUACCAUUCCUUCUGAAUCUGAGAACAUCCAUAAAGACUAUGUGUUCAAGCUACACUUUAAAUCCCAUGUGUACUACUUCAGGGCGGAGAGUGAAUAUACAUUUGAGAGGUGGAUGGAGGUGAUCCGAAGUGCCACUAGCCCAGCCUCACGAAUCUGUGUUUUAAGUCACGAAGAGUCCCAUGUUUAUUGAUGACUGUACUCCAAAUUUUCAUUCCAGCAGUUGCUGUUUUUCUAGAGAACAUUUGAAUUUAUUUUCUCCUAUUAAAUUUUAGUAAAACAUAAUUGUUUUUUAAAUUGUUCUUUAGAUAUUGCCUCAGCAAGAUUGUUUACUAUUAUUGGCCACGUGACGGUUUCAUGUCUUGUAAUUGUCCUUCAGUGUGGGUUUUUUUAAAAGCUUGGGCCAGUAUUAACAUAUUGUCCUUGGAGUGCCAAAUGCCAAAAGACAUUCCCUUGCCUCAAAAGAUUUGCACCGGAUAUUAAGUACAAUUUUUGUAGUAAUUUCAUAUUUGGUAUUUCCCACGAGAGCAGAAUGCCUUCUCUUUAAGUAACAAACCCUCAGAGAUUAGUGGGAAGACUGCCGAUUUUUUUUAAAAAUGUACCCUCUCUGUAAUGCACUAACAGCAUUCAAGAUAAACAUGCAUGAAAAGCAGUCUCAAAUCAAAGAGGUUAUCUUUCAUACCUUAUUCUCAGUGUUUCUACACAUUCUAUUUCUAAAAAUUAAAAAUGUAAACUUAAUGUGUAGCUUGCUCAUUUCAUCUCACUGCUGAAAUCCAGGUGGCAUUUUCUACCCUUCAUCAGUGAAAAAUUAUGUUCUAAGACAUACAAACUUCCAGUGUGAACAGUUUAUACAAUUACUCUGUGCCGUGUUUUUGAGUACUGAAGUUGUCUUGUGGAAGUUGAGAAAGAGGAUUUGAAAGGCUGAGGUCUAACAAAAGGUCAGUAUAUUUGUGUAGGACAAGCAUUGUGGUGCUAAUUUGUGGUUUCAGUAAAUUACAGUUUCACUAAGAACAGAUACAAACAUUCUUACAUGUGUUUUGAGGAAAAUUCAAUUUUGCCUCCUUAUACACUUUUAUACAAUGUGUUUUUUUUCACCCCUGAUAAUAGUGGUUCUAUAAUACAGUUCACAACUUGUAUGUUUGAGUCUGGAAGCAAUGUAACACAGCCUUAAGACAUUUAGCCUUGCCACAUUGGGUGCAAGUUAAGCCCAAGCAGAAGACUCAACACUGUAAAAAUUGAGUGAGCGGAAUGAGAAUCUUUUUGGUAGUUGAAAUAUAUUUCUUGUGGAUUUAUUAUAUACAGUAUGAGUUCAACCACAUUUUCCAUAUUAAUCAUUUAGGAAAAAUGUAAGAAAGCUUGAUAUUAAACAUUAUGUAAAGAGAAUAAGGCUUCUAAUUCACUAUCUCCCUCUUGCUCUGGUAGCUGAGUUGUCGAUCAUAGAGGAUUUGCCCUUUCUAGAAUGUGUACAAAUAUUUCAAAAUUUGUUUAUUAAAAAAGGGAAUAAAAUACCUCAAUUUCUUUAAACACCUUAUAGUUUUAAGAUAAUAAAACAUUUCAGUUGUUUGUCUUUUUCCUAUUCCAAAAACUUUAUUUUAUUUUUAAUAACAAAACAUUCUGGCUUCAGGAUUUUACAUCAGCCUACACAAAAUGGGCAAAAUGAUGGUGCAAAGCAGCAACAAAUGUUAGUUUUGCUGAUUACUGCUUGGAAAAGUGCCUGUGGCUGCAGGGCUGUGCAUGCUGGCUUAGCAUAAGAUCAGUUGGCUGCAUUUUACAUAAACAUCUAUAGCAGCAGUCAUCUAAGGAUCCCUGCUGCAGUACUGGUGCCUCCAGUGUGGGUAGCAACAGGUGCAAAACUAGCCAUACAAGAAUGUUUUUUGUUGCAAGGUUGUUACUGAAAGUGGGAUGCUUAAAAAACAACCACUUUUUCCUGCCAUGUGCAUCUUCCUUCUUCAUCGAGGCCUUCACUGCAGAGAGUAAAGUGGUUCCAUUCCAUCACAGGCCUUGAGUUAAUGCUCCCACUGGUGCCCUAUGCAGGCUGGGGUGGCGCUCCAUUGGGAAGCUGGGAGGAGGCUAGUGGGCCCUCAGUGCUGUGGAUAAGCAAUACUGACACCUGCCACUAUUUUGAGAGUUGUCUUUAAGGGAAAGAAGACUACGAGUGAUGCUAUCAUUGCUACGGGCUGCUGACGCUAUUGAUCCAUGGGUAGAAGGGCAUGGGGUCUUUUAUGCCAUGGCAUGAAACUUCAUAUUCAUGCUUAAUGUAUUUUUAACUCUGCAAUGCAAAUCACACUAUUACAAUAGCCACAUGCAAAACAAAACUCUCAUGAUCUUCACAAAAAUGACUAUCAGUAGAGGUGACAUGGCACCAGGAUGCCCAGAACUACUGGCAAUUACUUUAUCAACCACAUCUAUGCAUGCUAAAUUAUCUGAGUUGCACGCCAAGAUACUGUAACUUGAAGCAAGGCCUUCUGCAGAAGCAUGCAGCACUUGUAAUUGCUUGUAGAGCAGUAGAAGUUCAUGGUCUCUUGAGUUCCCUGAGAAGUUUAUUCACUUGUACAGUAGUUGAAAAAUUUCCAGAUAUCCCUCUGAAUUUUGGGGACAUAUUAUCCUAGCAAAAGGCACACAUGGUGGCAUUCCCUGUGCUGUGCUACCAUGAACCAGCUGGCUGCCCUCAACUCAGCAUCUUUUCCUUGACACUACACACAAAUGUUUUCCAUUUGAAGGUACUACUGUCUAAAGUUAUUUCAGCUCAAUCCUCAUUAGGACACAGCCAUUUCCGCUUACCCUGAGCAUUGCUUUGGCAAGUAGGUGGUUUUAAUACCUAGAAAAGAACUCAGAAUUCCAAGGGUGCAUGCCUCUGUGCUGAAUGAUGGAAAUAACCCAGUAACCAUGGGCCAGUCAUUCACAGCCCAACCUUCCCAAUAGUGUUAUUGUAAGGUAAGGUCAAAGGAGCACCGUAUAAAGCUUUUGGAGCUCAAUAGAGGCUCUAAAGUGAGUGAGU
Molecule: messenger RNA, 5967 nt
Organism: Pogona vitticeps (central bearded dragon)
Lineage: Eukaryota; Metazoa; Chordata; Lepidosauria; Squamata; Agamidae
Source: RefSeq, a predicted model, not a curated record